Molecule: messenger RNA, 2176 nt
Organism: Brassica oleracea var. oleracea
Lineage: Eukaryota; Viridiplantae; Streptophyta; Magnoliopsida; Brassicales; Brassicaceae
Product: protein tesmin/TSO1-like CXC 3
Exons: 9
Coding region: 222-2033 (603 amino acids)
Molecular function (GO): DNA-binding transcription factor activity
Source: RefSeq, a predicted model, not a curated record
GUAGGCAAGUGUAGUUGGGGGUCAAAUAGUGACCCUUUUGUUGUAGUUGUGGUUAGCCUUAGUUGGAUUUGAUUUGGACUAUAUCCUCCUCACGAGAAAAAUCCUCUCAUCUUCCCGCUUCUCUCUCCUUCUUUGAAAUCUCUCAUCCUUCUUCUUCUUCUUCUUCUUCAACCCUAAGUAGAGAGAGAGAGACAGUGCAGAGAGUAUUGAUUGUUUAGAAAAUGGAUACACCUCAAAAGACAGUAACCCAGAUCGAGACUCCGGUUUCUAAACUCAAAGUCGAGAACUCUCCAGUGUUCAAUUACAUAAACAGUUUGUCUCCAAUCACAACAGUCAAAUCAAUCUCCAAUGCUCAGACGUUUAGCUCUCUGAGUUUCACAUCUCCUCCUCCUGUGUUCACUACCCCUCAUGUGGCUUCUCACAAAGGAUCUCGUUUCAGAAGUCAUAGUAACUCCUCUGAUCCUUCCAACAAAGUUGUAGAAGAAGCUUUACUUGAAAAGGAACCGCCACAAAUCCUCAAUAAUGAAUGCCUUACUACUACUCCUAGAGUUACCAAUGAUGGUGCUUGUGAAUAUGGUGAAACGGAUCUGCAGAAGAUGUGCGACGACAACGUCAAGCGGAAGAGUGAUACUCCAGAUUGGGAAACUCUCAUCUCCGAUUCUUCCGACAUGUUGAUUUACGGCUCACCUAAUGAUUCAGAGGCUUUCAGAUGCUUCUUGCAAAGAUCAUCAGACUCCAAAACUCGUUUAUGUGACGGCGGUUCAAAGCCUGCCUUAGUAGCGCCUGUUUCCCAAAGCAAUGAACCUGAGUCCUCUGAUGCUCUUUCGAUCUUGCAUCGUGGAGUGAGAAGACGCUGUCUGGACUUUGAGAUGCCGCGGAACAAUAAUCAAACACCGAGAUGUGUAGUGCCUAGCAUUGGUCUCCAUCUUAACGCCAUUGCAAUGUCUUCUAAGGACAACAACAAUGUUAGUAAAGAGUACUCAUUUACCGGAAACGUUAAAGUCGGGUUACAAAGCUCUACGACUCCUGUUCUUCCCUCCGAUGACAUUGGCAGAGACAAUGAGAUAAGAGAAGCUGCAGGUGUAGAAGAGGCUCCACUGUCUUUAGCUUUGGUAGAAGUGAACCAAAGCAGCCCCAAGAAGAAAAGAAUGUGCAGGCGCAAGUCUGAGCAAGCAGGAGAAGGAGAGUCAUCAUGUAAACGGUGCAACUGCAAAAAAUCAAAGUGUUUGAAGCUUUACUGUGAAUGCUUUGCUGCUGGAGUUUAUUGCAUAGAGCCAUGUUCAUGCAUAGAUUGCUUCAACAAACCUAUCCAUGAAGACACUGUUUUGGCUACUCGCAAACAGAUUGAAUCUAGAAAUCCCCUUGCAUUUGCUCCUAAAGUCAUCAGAAACUCUGAUUCUACAAUUGAAGUUGGAGAAGAUGCAAGUAAAACUCCGGCCUCGGCGCGACACAAAAGAGGUUGUAACUGCAAGAAAUCAAACUGUCUGAAGAAGUAUUGUGAAUGUUAUCAGAGUGGAGUUGGCUGUUCCAUUAAUUGUAGAUGUGAAGGAUGUAAGAAUGCAUUUGGCAGAAAAGAUGGGUCUUCAUUUGCUGGUAUGGAUACAGAACAAGAUCAAGAAAAUGAAACAUCUGGCAAAAGCGGAACAACAAUACCACUUCCACCUUCAACACCAAUGCCAUUAAGACAACCAUUGGCUCAACUUCCAAUCUCAUCCAACAACAUGCUGCCUUCUCAACAGUCUCAGCAACAUCUUCAUGGAGCUUCCUUGUACAAUAGCCAAUCUUUCAGAAAACAGGACAUGGGUUUGAUGUCUCAUUCAAGGAUUGAGACAAUUGCAGAGGAAAGAGCAGAGGAUAUUGAGAAUUUUAUCCACUCUCCAGUAACCAACAUCAAUGCCUUAUCUCCAAACAGCAAAAGGGUUUCUCUGCCACAUAUGGAUUCAACAGAGACGACUCAUUGGAGAAGAAACGGUGGAAGGAAGCUCUUACUGUCUUCAAUUCCAACUUUUCCUUCCCUCACUCCACACCACUAAAUUUUUUUAAUUGAAUAUUUGAAUUGUUUUGAUGUCAACUUCUAGUUGGUAUACACCACAACUGUUUUUGUUUGCGUUUGUGUUUCACCUUGGUUGUGUGUAAUAAGAAUGUUAGUCAACAUAUGCAACCUUUCUAGCGUAAU